AUGGAGGUAGGCGGCGAUCUUGUAGUUGACUUAGUCACAGCUGCGCUGUCCAGCGGAAUAGACCCCCUUUCCAUCAUCGUCAACCUCCUGGUUAAAGGUGGUGUCAAGAUUGCCCGAAUAUAUCUCGACCAUCGUGCAUCCAAGCAUUUCAUUGAAGAGAUAAAAAUUCUGUUUGUCGGGUUGACUGAGAAGGGAUAUAUUGAGCCCUUGGUACCACGACCAACAGUUCAAGACAAGACGGCACCUAUAGGGUGGAUUAUGACACCUAAAGGAGUCGAUUCACUCUUCUUUUCAAUUUAUCAUGACAUCAACCGUGGAAGAAUCGCCCUUGGUCUCUCUAACGCCCGCCUCAAAACCCUAGGCGUCUACCAAUCACUGAUUGUCAACCUCAACUCCCAAUCCAAGGGGACAGCCAUCCGAUCACGACUAGGCAUCACAUAUCCACCCCAAUGGCGGCAGUGGAUGUUGGAACGUAUGAAUCCAUUUCAGUACCUGCCAUCUUAUGAGAAAAGGGAAAUUGGUCUCUUUGCGAGGGGCAUGGUGAGAAGAGCACUGCAAUCUGAAGGCCAGCAGGACCGACUUCUUGCGCGCGCUUUGGGAUUAGCGCAGUUCUGCGGUCUGGGUGAAAUAAGCCUGGCGGAUUUGAUAGAGCUACUUGUCCACGCUUGUCAUUACGAAAAGAUCGCUCGACGAUACCUCGCUGCCAAUCUAGGUGUACACCACAGUAUCUUCACGGGCUACGCAUUAAGGGACUGUCUACCCGGACCACAGCUGGGAAGCCUUCAGAAUCCCAUUGAGAAUUUUGCCCAGAUAGCCCCGACAUUCUAUGACUCAUUGGUUCUAGUUGGUGUUAUAGAGCGCGGAAAGCCUCGAAUAAACCGUGUGGAGGAAAUGCGGAAUGUGCGGUUCCGGAUCGAUGGUGGAACAAUUAUCACAGAAGGCGAGCCAGUAUAUAUGAUUUCUGGCUGGGCAAGUGCCCUCCAUCACAGACCACAGAAUCAUCCUCAAAACCGCUCUACAGCUCGAGACUUCACUGUGGGGUUUCUUCGGGAACUAGGUAUGGAGCUUGUGCCUCCCCCAGCCCGUCUUAGAGUUGGAAAUCUAAGUGGGAAGGUUUCUGGCCAUGACGUGCAUGGGAAUCCACAUUAUUUCUCGGCGGAGCUUGAAACAGUGCGAGUUAAUAUUAAGAGAACGCCGGGAGGCCAAUUAGUGGGAAAAGUCGCUGAAUUCGGUGAUUUCAAGCCCAUUCCAUUUGGGGGACAGGGCGUGUUUGGGGUUCCGUGCGGGUGCAACGCACCUGAUAGGAGCAAACUUCUCGAUAAAUCCCACCUCAAAAAGAAACUGAUCAAUAUGUUUCGAUACAGAUUGGGCCAGGGCUUACCGAUAGGCUAUGAGAAGGUUCUCUGUCACUGGACCGCAGGUGAUAUUCCUUUGAUAUUAUUUUGGCAGGAUGGGUUUGUAAUGGGUACAUAUAUCCAGGUGGCUGGGGAAUGCAUGUACUGUGCCACUACGCGAGCUUUUGGGAGUGGAUGCACAAAUAUUAUUGCAGGGGCUUGGUGA
Messenger RNA from Penicillium lagena, 1560 nucleotides. RefSeq lists its product as uncharacterized. The transcript is spliced from 2 exons. NCBI's taxonomy places the organism in Eukaryota, Fungi, Ascomycota, Eurotiomycetes, Eurotiales, Aspergillaceae. The coding region runs from base 1 to 1560 and encodes 519 amino acids. The record is from RefSeq and is a predicted model, not a curated record.